This is a messenger RNA of Carlito syrichta (Philippine tarsier), 3691 nucleotides long. It is a transcript of the gene GPSM1, whose product is annotated as G protein signaling modulator 1. The record is from RefSeq and is a predicted model, not a curated record. Lineage: Eukaryota; Metazoa; Chordata; Mammalia; Primates; Tarsiidae. Bases 11 to 2221 code for a protein of 736 amino acids. Gene Ontology annotation, molecular function: GTPase regulator activity; protein binding. The transcript is spliced from 16 exons.
UCCAUGCAGGAUGGAGGCGUCAUGCCUGGAGCUGGCCCUGGAGGGCGAGCGGCUAUGCAAGGCUGGUGACUUCAAAGCAGGCGUGGCCUUCUUCGAGGCUGCCGUGCAGGUGGGCACAGAGGACCUGAAGACACUGAGCGCCAUCUACAGCCAACUGGGUAAUGCCUACUUCUACCUGAAGGAGUAUGCGCGUGCCCUGGAGUACCACAAGCACGACCUUCUGCUGGCACGGACCAUCGGUGACCGCAUGGGGGAGGCCAAGGCCAGUGGAAAUCUGGGCAACACCCUGAAGGUUCUGGGUCGAUUUGAUGAGGCAGUUGUCUGCUGCCAGCGGCACCUGGACAUCGCCCAGGAGCAGGGGGACAAGGUUGGAGAGGCCAGGGCCCUCUACAACAUUGGCAACGUGUACCACGCCAAGGGCAAGCAGCUGUCCUGGAACGCGGCGCAGGACCCCGGGCACCUGCCACCCGACGUCCGAGAGACACUGAGCAGGGCCUCCGAGUUCUAUGAGAGGAACCUGUCCCUGGUGAAGGAGCUGGGUGACAGGGCGGCACAGGGCAGGGCCUACGGCAACCUGGGGAACACCCACUAUCUGCUGGGGAACUUCACGGAGGCCACUACCUUCCACAAGGAGCGCCUGGCCAUUGCUAAGGAGUUUGGGGACAAGGCGGCCGAGAGGAGGGCCUACAGCAACCUGGGGAACGCCCACAUCUUCCUGGGGCGCUUUGACGUGGCUGCUGAGUACUACAAGAAGACGCUGCAGCUGUCCCGGCAGCUCCGGGACCAGGUGGUGGAGGCACAGGCCUGCUACAGCCUGGGCAACACGUACACGCUGCUGCAGGACUACGAGCGUGCAGCCGAGUACCACCUGCGGCACCUGCUCAUCGCCCAGGAGCUGGCUGACAGAGUGGGCGAGGGCCGGGCAUGCUGGAGUCUGGGGAACGCCUACGUGUCCAUGGGGAGCCCGGCGCAGGCCCUGACCUUUGCCAAGAAACACCUGCAGAUCUCCCAGGAGAUUGGAGACCGCAGUGGGGAGCUCACAGCGCGCAUGAACGUGGCUGCCAGUGGCCGGCUGCCGUUGGACGCUGAGAAGGGGUCCUCCUCCUGGGAGGGCGGCGUGCAGGCGGAGCAGGGACCAGGCAGCCCUGCCGCCGGCCUGGGGGACUCUAGCCAGGGAUGCAGCUACGGGAAGCGAGCCUGGGUCCUGAGAGUCUGGGCGACCCUGGGGGAGACCCCCGCUCAGCCUGGCUCGCCGGCCUUCCUGGACCUGUCCAGUGGGGAUGGGGACGUGCAGAUCCAGAUCCAGAGCCUAUCGUUCCCAGCCACAUCCCUGCUGGCCUGUCUGAUAGAGGAUGCCCCUGAGUACCAAAAGGUGGCCACAGAGCCAGAACACUGGCCCAGAGGGGCCAGGCCCAAGAGGACGCAGAGGCUGAGCGCUGAGACCUGGGACCUGCUGAGGCUUCCCCUGGAGCGGGAGCAGAAUGGAGACAGCCACCACGCAGGGGACUGGCGGGGGCCCAGCAGGGACACGCUCCCCCUUCCCGUGAGGAGCCGGAAGUACCAGGAAGGGCCAGAUGCUGAGAGGAGGCCCCGGGAGGGCAGUCACUCCCCACUGGACAGUGCGGACGUCCGGGUGCAGGUGACUCGCACGAGCAUCCCCAGGGCACCGUCUUCGGACGAGGAGUGCUUUUUUGACCUGCUGAGCAGGUUCCAGAGCAGCCGCAUGGAUGAGCAGCGCUGUCCCCUGGAGGAGGGUCAGGCCGGGGCUGCCGAGGCCACAGCUGCCCCCACUCUGGAGGAGAGGGUCGCCCCGCCCUCGAUGACAGCCUCACCCCAGACCGAGGAGUUCUUUGACCUCAUCGCCAGCUCGCAGAGCCGCCGGCUGGAUGACCAGCGGGCCAGCGUGGGCAGCCUGCCUGGGCUGCGCAUCACCCACAACAAUGUGGGCCACCUCCGAGGUGACACGGACCCCCAGGAGCCAGGCGACGAGUUCUUCAACAUGCUCAUCAAGUACCAGUCCUCCAGAAUUGACGACCAGCGCUGUCCACCUCCUGACGUGCUGCCCCGAGGCCCCACCAUGCCGGACGAGGACUUCUUCAGCCUCAUUCAGAGGGUGCAGGCCAAGCGCAUGGAUGAGCAGCGUGUGGACCUCACCGGGAGCCCUGAGCAGGAGGCCGGCGGGCCCGAGCCCCAGCAGCAGUGCCAGCCUGGCACCAGCUAAAGCCUUGAGCCCUCAGCCAGGCCUGCCCUUCCCCCACUCCAGGACGCCGGGGGCUCGCCGUUAUCCAUGAUGCCCACGGCCCCCCAAGAAGCUGAAUCCUCCCAGGGCCAUGGCUAAGGACGAGCUCGCCCCCCAUCCCCGGCCCUCCCCACUGAGCCAACACCGGGCACGUGACCACCGCAGCCUCCCAUAGGGGGCGGGUGCACUUCUGUCCUGGGCCAGCCCCCACGUAGUCCACGGCUUCCUAGAGGAUCACCUGGCCCAGCCUCACUCCUGUCCCUGCCCCUGCCCCAGGCUGGGCCGGGCCUGCAGCAUGUUGGUCCCAGACCCGGUGCUGUCCCAACGACCCUCUAGGCCCUCUCCCCACUCCCCUCAGGCUCCAUCCCGUCCUGCCAAAUGUGAAAGCUGCCGUCUCCCACCCCCAGAAGUGUCUCUGAGCCUCUUCUCGGGGCCGCCUGUGACAAGGACAUGUUCUGCACCCCAAAAGCUGGCCCCAGGUGGCUACGUGGCAUCCACGCUCAGUACCCUCUGGCCUUGUGCCCGGGCAGGGCUGCCCCCACAUGCAGCCUAGCUGGAGGAAGAGGUCAGCAACCACAGCGUGCCCUCCCCAGAUCACAUGAGCCAGACAAGACAGUGAGGGGCAGCCUCGAGGUGCCCCCCGGAGUCCCCGGGACCCUUGAGGAGGGCUGGGCCUGUCUCAAGAGAAAAGGAAAGAAAGGUCCCAAACAACGUUUCUAAACUCCAAGUCCCCAGCAGGAAUGCCAGUGAGGCCUGGUUCUGGGGAUGCCGGCUGGCAGCGAGGGCCAGAGAGCCAGGGGGGCAGUGGCACUAGGCUUUGUGGCCAUGGCCCGAGUUGGGGGUCCAGCAGAAGCUUGGAGGGUUUGGCUCAGCUCAACCCUCCAGACCCCCCAAAUGAGAACUCCCUUCUCUCCCCACCAGCUGGGGGCGAUUACAUCACUGCCUUCUCUCCAAGGGAGGACCCACAAGGCACCAAGCUGGGGUCUCUGAGAUGCAGGCAGGCCCAUCAGGGGCCGUGGUCUCUGCUCCCGUCCAGACCCUGCCUCCGCCCACCUCCUGCAGGGCCCAAGGCAGUCCUACUGGAGAGCUCUGAGAGCCAUGUGUGGCCCCCAGCCCCCAGGGUGAAUGGUAGCCCCUCUCCAGAUGGUGCCACAUCUAGGCCCUGCUCUCUGAGCCUGGAACAGCCCAGGAGCUGGCGGGAGCCCAGGCAGGGCAGGGUGGAGGCCCAGCUCUGGGCUCAGGUGACCCCUCUUGAGAUGGAGGUGUCACCCUGAGGGCAGGGACAGAUGCCAGAGCACAGGGUCUCCGGGAUGGGCCACCCCGCAUACUUGAAUGUACAUGUGUAUUUAUUGCUCACACGUGUGUUUGCCAUGUUGUCAAUGGGUCCUUUCCAACCCAAGAGGUACAUUUGUUUUUCUGUUUUUCCCGAAGAAUAAAAUCUGCCAAGUUGAA